Rhineura floridana is the source of this 4737-nucleotide messenger RNA. RefSeq names its product ankyrin repeat domain 27 (gene ANKRD27). Lineage: Eukaryota; Metazoa; Chordata; Lepidosauria; Squamata; Rhineuridae. The record is from RefSeq and is a predicted model, not a curated record. Bases 312 to 3479 code for a protein of 1055 amino acids. Gene Ontology annotation, biological process: early endosome to late endosome transport; neuron projection morphogenesis. Gene Ontology annotation, cellular component: plasma membrane; early endosome; tubular endosome. The transcript has 29 exons. Gene Ontology annotation, molecular function: guanyl-nucleotide exchange factor activity; SNARE binding.
GCUGGAACCCCUAAAGCCAAUCACAAGGGCUCUCGGCACAGGAAGUCGUCUCCUCAUAGCCCACCUUUGCAGAGCUGCGGCUGGCUUCUUCUUAUCUCUCUCGUCUUCCAUCACCAGCACUACCGAGCGCAGCGUCUGUUUUUCGGCGAUCUUCGUCCCAAGCUCCACCUUCUCCGUCUGCCUACUGAGCAGACGUGGUUUGAGCGGCUGCGGGAACACCCCGGCUCAUUGGUUGGCCUGCUGGGUAGUCCCCGCCUCGAUCGCUCGGCUAGGAAGAGGAAGUCUUUUCAUUGGAUACUUGCAAGGCCCAUAUGGCUGUGUAUGAUGAAGACCUCUUGAAGAACCCCUUUUAUUUAGCUAUGCAGAAACAGCGCCCUGAUCUCUGCAGGAUAGCUGCUGAAUUGCAUGGAAUUGUACUAGUACCAUGCAAAGGAAGUCUUUCAAGCAGCAGCAUCUCAGCUUGCCAGUUUGACUCCUAUGUUCUCAAAUCUGUGGAGGACAACUUUCAAACUUUGAAUGGAAAGGAAGUCUUCAUACAAGGAAACUUGAUCAUACUUGGAGCUGGCUUUAAUCAUCGUUGUUCAGUUCCCAUUCUCUUUGAGGAAACUUUCUACAAUGAGAGAGAAGAGAGCUUUAGCAUCCUUUGCGUAGCUCAUGCUCUAGAAAAAAGUGAGAGCAAAGAACAAUCCUCAACGCCAUCGAAUUCUUACACCCUGAAAAGCAUUGAAGAUGUGAGAGAGUUCUUGGGAAGGCACACUGAAAAAUUUGAUAAAGCUAUUGCAUCUUUCCACAGGACUUUCAAGGAUCAUGACAGGAAAAUCCUGCGACACUACAUAGAUUCUGUAAAUGCACUCUACACCAAAUGUAUUCAGCAGCUUCUGAGAGACUCCCACCUUAGAAUGCUUGCCAAGCAGGAACUUCAGAUGAAUUUGAUGAAGCAAGCUGUGGAUAUGUAUAUCCACCAUGCUCUUUAUGACCUGAUCUUUAAAUAUGUGGGGACUAUCGAGGCAAGCGAGGAUGCCGCUUUCAACAAAAUUACAAGAAGUUUACAAGACCUGCAACAGAAAGACCUGGGUAUCAAGCCUGAAUUCAGCUUCAAUAUUCCGCGUGCAAAACGAGAGCUGGGCCAGCUGAAUAAGUGCACCUCCCCACAACAGAAGCUCCUCUGUCUGCGCAAAGUGGUGCAAAUUAUAAUGCAGUCUCCAAGUCAAAGAGUUAACAUGGAGGCCGUGUGUGCGGAUGAUCUCCUCUCAGUCCUGCUGUAUCUUCUUGUGAAAACAGAGAUUCCAAACUGGAUGGCAAACCUGAGUUACAUCAAGAACUUCAGGUUUUGCAGCUCGGCAAAGGAUGAACUAGGGUACUGUCUGACUUCAGUUGAGGCUGCAAUAGAAUACAUCCGUCAAGGAAACCUCUCUGACAGGCCAACAGGAUCUGAAGGAUUCAGUGAGAAGCUGUUCUUAAGACAAAGAAUGAAUUUACUGUCUCAGAUGUCCACCACGCCUAUUGACUGCUUGUUUCAGCAUAUUGCUUCAGGCAACCAGGAAGAAGUAGAGCGCUUAUUAAGCCAGGGGGAUAGCGACAAGGACACCAUGCAAAAAAUGUGCCACCCACUCUGUUUCUGUGACAAAUGUGAGAAGCUGGUCUCUGGGAAGCUGAACGAUCCUUCCAUCGUUACACCGUUUUCUAGAGAUGACCGGGGUUUCACUCCGCUUCAUAUUGCCGCAGUAUGUGGGCAAGCGUCAUUAAUUGAUUUGCUAGUCUCCAAAGGAGCCGUUGUCAAUGCUACAGAUUAUUAUGGAUCAACACCACUUCACCUUGCUUGUCAGAAAGGAUACCAGAAUGUUACUCUCCUCCUUCUGCACUAUAAGACAAGUGCUGAAGUACAAGACAAUAACGGCAACACGGCUCUACAUUUAGCUUGCACGUACGGCCAUGAGGAUUGUGUCAAGGCUUUAGUCUAUUAUGACGUCCAUUCUUGUAAGUUAGACAUUGGCAAUGAAAAAGGAGACACUCCCCUCCACGUAGCUGCCCGCUGGGGCUACCAAGGGAUCAUAGAAGUGCUACUGCAGAAUGGAGCCAACCCAAAUAUUCAGAACAGGAUGAAAGAGACUUCUGUGCAAUGCGCAUUAAAUUCUACGAUUUUAUCUUUAAUGGAGCUGAACUACCUUGCAUUUGAAAGAGGGCAGAGUGCUUCUCAGUUCCUAGCCAGAUCUUCUCAGUGUGGCGAGGACACCAUCAGUCAAGUAUCAUCCGUCUCCAGUUUAUCGUCAUCAACAGCCAGACAAGAAGAAACCAAAUUUAAUUAUAAAGAGGUUGAUAAACUUUUAAGAGCAGUUGCUGAUGGAGACUUGGAAAUGGUGCGCUAUCUGUUGGAAUGGGCAGAGGACGACCUGGAAGAACCCGAAGAAACCGGCAGCGUGGAAAGACUGGAAUUGUGUCAUCCCUUGUGCCAGUGCUCCAGAUGUGGUCCUGUGCAAAAGAAAUUCUUUCGAGUACCUGCCAACGGCCUUGGAGUGAACGUUACAAACCCAGAUGGCCUGACACCGCUGCAUGUGGCUGCCCUGCAUGGGCAUGCUGUCUUGACCUCCCUCUUACUGAAACAUGGAGCCAAUAUUGGGGCAAAAGAUGCCAACCAGGCAGUGCCUCUCCACCUAGCCUGCCAGAACGGUCACUUCCAGGUAGUGAAGGACCUGAUGGAGCAUAACCCUAAAGAAAAUAAAAAGGACAUUCAUGGAAACACUCCCUUGAUUUAUGCUUGCUUGAAUGGCUAUCAAGAGAUAGUGGCCUUUUUGUUACAGCAUGGGGCCUCUGUUAACCUUUCCAAUAACCAAGGCAAUACAGCUCUCCAUAAAGCUGUGAUAGGGAGCUACGAAUCUUUGGUACAGCUGCUGCUGCAGCAUGGAGCAUCAACCCAUGUUCAGAACAACAAGCAGUGCACGCCCCUUGACUAUGCUGAGCCCAAUUCAGGUAUCUUUGAGCUGCUGCAAGUUGUAGUAACUUCAGAAGAGGGAGGGGAGACUGAUUACAAAGCUCAGAUGGCCAGGAGGAUCAGGAAAAAAAUCAACUUUAAAUCUCCCGAGAUAGAUGAUCUCAUCGCUCGGCGCCUCCAGCUGGUCCAGUCAAUCAACCGGUUUAACAGAUCAAAAGACUUGCGGAAAACGGUAACAAGAGAUAGAAGUGUCCCUAACUUUAAUGAUGAAUUACUACACCAGUUAGCGAUUAAGAGCUUUGAUAAGAGCAAGCUAAAGCCCGUGGAUCCUUUAAAGCAAAGCAGGAGACAGACGCUUGAUGCCGGCAGCAGAGGUGAACCCACAGGAGAUGAAGAUGGCACUGAUGUGGCAGCAGUACCUCUCAGAAGUAAACUGAUGCAUCGGAGGCACACUGUUAAUGUGGCCCUCUCAGACGCAGAUGCUGACAACACCUGCAGUUUAUCAAGAGAUUCCAGUGUUUCUUCACUAGAAGGUUGCUCUGAUGAUUGAUGCUUUCAAGAAUGCUGGCAUCCGGGAAGCACAUUUGCUACCAAAGUAAGAACCCCACAGACCAGGUGGCAGCAGGUUCACACUAUUCCCACUUGUCAUUAAAGAAUCACAGAUUACUCAGGAUCAAAGCUGUCAAGACUGCAUCUUGAAGAUUGGCAGGAAGAGGAGCAUCGCCUCCCCAACAUGAUAGGCACUGGGAGACUGAGAUCCUGUUUAUUUGCUGAUAAAUCCACAAAAUCCAACAGAUGUUACCCCUUUUAAAAACACAUACAAUUGAGAUGUCAAAAAUAUUUAACUUAUUUCUCUGUACUUGAACUCUCCAAAUCAGUUACUACAAUAAGGGGUGUUAAGUGUGGGACAGAAUAUCUGUUGCUUCUAAGGCCUAAAUAUUCUCCUUUGAAAAUGUAGUGUGUCCCCCCCCCCGUUUUUGCAUUGCUAAUUUACACCAGUUGCUGAAAGGAAUUACACUGCCGCAGCAUAAAGCUUCCAACACAAAGGGCAAGAUUGCACAAUUCUUUCAAUUCUCGUUGAUUUUUUUGGAAUGUGGGCCACACACAGGUAGCUGAGUUGUAGCGUGGGAGAUUAUAGUUACUGUUUUUAACAAAGGGUACAUUUUCUCAUGGAGGAGAGUGGGAGCCUAAUUUAGAUACACUUUCUCCAAGCAAGCAGAGUUGAGACUUAUAUUUUGAAUAAUUUUAUUUUAUGUACUAGCCCACACAUUCUCAAAUAUUCUCAAAUACACGUACAGACUAUAGCCUGACCAUUUAAUUCAAAACAACAAAAAAUCAUGAUAGAGUAACAGGUUCCCUAAAUGCAAUGGGUCUGGUUAGAGAUUACCUCUGUAUCAGCUGGGACUUGUGAGAAGCCGCAUCGUUGUCCUUACUUUAAAAGACAUUUCCAGAUUGGUAGAUGGUGCACUUUUAGUAAAUAUUCAAUUUUUUUAAAGAGGAAUUGACUUAUCACUUGAACAGCACAAUAACUUGGUUAGUUCAAAUUUUGUUUAUGUAAUCUUUGUAUACAAUACCUUGGGUUUUUUUUAUCCUUUAAUGUAUUUAAUCUAUUUUGGGAUGGUCAAAUGGUUUGAGAUUUCUGUUUAGAAUUCUAGUGCGAAGUAUAAAAAGAUAGAGCUCUAAUAAGCUCCUGGUGGAGGAGAAUAUGUAUAUUUUUUUACUAAGUAAUUGAGUUCACCUAGUUUUCUUAUGUGCCUUUGACUUGUGCCAAAUGAUGGAAGAGAGAAAUAGUAAAAUGACCAAAUCUA